Messenger RNA from Linum trigynum, 782 nucleotides. The record is from the annotation of a GenBank genome assembly. NCBI's taxonomy places the organism in Eukaryota, Viridiplantae, Streptophyta, Magnoliopsida, Malpighiales, Linaceae.
UUACACUGUCAAUAUUGAAUACUGUAAUAAGCCAGAGAUGUGUGGGAAAUGCAGUAGGUUUGGCCAUAACUGUGAGGAGGAAGUUCAGGAGAUUCAGAGGGAAGAGGGAGAAGCUCCUGUGUUGAUUUAGGAAGAGAUUACUGCUGCUAGUGAAGUGGAGAUAAUAGCUCCUGAAAUGGUUCAAGGAAGGGUUAACGAAGCAAGUGUGGUGAUGAACUCUGAUGAUAAUGCAAUAACUGCUCAAGUUGUAGCUGAAGAAGUGGCUAGUGGUAGGUCUCUUUCAGAAACUGAUGCUGGUAUCCUGGGUGAAAGUGGAUUGAAAACAACAGUGAAGAAUUUGGUAGCAUCCUUAUCUGUGGGACCUGUUUGGCAAGGCUGCAACCUACCUUCUGAUACUGAAUUCCAGCAGGCGGUUGGUACUAAACAAUCCAAUUCGUUUGAGAUCCUUGCUCCCCUGGCACAAUUUGAAGUAGGGGAGAUUGCAGUAUCUCCUUUAAAAGAUCCUGUUCACUUCCCAGAACUAGGGAAGGAAGGUCAGCAGAAGAAGAAAGGGAAACCUGGUCGGCCCCCAAAGGGGCAAAAAAUUUCAAAUAAAUCAUGAAUGAUCUGGUAUGGAAUAUGAGAGGGUUUAAUACCCUGAUAAGCACGAGAGUAUAGUGGAGUCUGUUAGAAGGUAUAAGGUGGAGAUAGUUGCAAUUAUGGAAACUAGAGUUAGUAUAGAAAAUGUUCAGAAAAUUAUAGCGAAGCAUUUCAUGGAUUGGGAAUAUAAAGAUACUUAUUCC